Molecule: messenger RNA, 4690 nt
Organism: Poeciliopsis prolifica (blackstripe livebearer)
Lineage: Eukaryota; Metazoa; Chordata; Actinopteri; Cyprinodontiformes; Poeciliidae
Gene: igdcc3
Product: immunoglobulin superfamily, DCC subclass, member 3
Exons: 14
Coding region: 275-2566 (763 amino acids)
Biological process (GO): axon guidance; cell-cell adhesion
Cellular component (GO): axon; plasma membrane
Molecular function (GO): protein binding
Source: RefSeq, a predicted model, not a curated record
CAGCACAGAGGCAGCGUGUAGGAUACAGCAGAGUGUGUGAGGAGGAAACAGGCUGUGGGAUGCUGACAGACUCUUCAUAGAUGCUUAAAAUGGCGAGAGCGUCUUGGAUCCCAGUGAGCCACUGAGCAGCAGAUUGGUUGAUUGGAAUAUCUCGCAGCCGCGUCUGGAUGUUUGAUUUGCGUUUUGAUUUUGUUUUUGUUUUGCAAACCCGCUGCUUCGCCAACAUUCAGCGCUGUGUAUUUUCACGAGUGCCGGAGUAUUUCUCUGUGUUUAAAUGGCAUCCACACGGCGCCAGUGCCCUGUUUCGUGCUCUUUGGGAAUCCUUCUAAAUGCUUUCAUCGGUGCAGUUUUGGGAGCUGAACUCUCUUUCAAGCUGGAGCCCAGCGACAUCACUGCUGUUCAGGAGCAGCCGCUGAUGCUCCACUGCCAGGUGGACGGCAUACCACCCAUCACCACGCAGUGGAGGCGCAAUGGCCUGCUCCUGGCUCAGGACCGCCAUCAUACCACCUUCAUCAACGGCUCACUUUUGAUCGUCCACUUCCAAAAGACCAAGCCUGACGGCUCGUCUGAUGAAGGCGACUAUGAGUGCAUGGCCCAGAACUCUUUUGGGCGAGUGGUGAGCCGGAAGGCCCGAAUUCAGGCAGCCACUAUGGCAGACUUCCAUGUGCAGCCAGAGUCGGUGCAUGCUGAAGAGUCUGGCGUGGCUCGAUUCCAGUGCCAGAUCCAUGGUCUGCCAGAGCCGGUUAUUAGCUGGGAAAAAGACAGACGCCCAGUGGACACUACAAAUGAGAGGUAUACUCUGCUACCAACAGGUGUUCUGCAAAUCACGGGCGUGCGUGAAGAGGACAGCGGAAAGUUCUGCUGUGUGGCACACAACAGUGCUGGAGUAAAACACAGUGCAGAGGCUCUCCUAACUGUUUCAGGCUCUCAGUCGUCUGUUUACAAAGAGCCUAAGAUUCUCGUCGGCCCGGAGAAUCUUACCCUCACUGUUCACCAGACCGCCAUCCUGGAGUGCGUUGCCACGGGAUAUCCUCGCCCCAUUGUGUCUUGGAGCAGAUUAGAUGGCCGACCCAUCGGAGUGGAGGGAAUUCAGGUGCUUGGAACAGGAAACCUGAUGAUCUCAGAUGUUGGUGUGCAGCACUCUGGCGUUUAUGUUUGUGCUGCGAACAAACCGGGGACACGCGUUCGCAGGACAGCUCAAGGACGACUAGUAGUCCAAGCUCCAGCAGAGUUUGUUCAGCCUCCGCAGUCCAUCGCUCGACCGGUUGGCACCACGGCGAUCUUCACCUGCCAAGUGCAGGGUGAGCCUGAGCCGCAGCUCACCUGGCUGAAGAACGGGCAGGUUCUGGAGCCAGGGGGGCAUGUUAAACUCAGGAACAACAACAGCACCCUGACGAUCAACAGCCUCAGCCAGGAGGAUGAGGCCAUCUACCAGUGCAUUGCUGAGAACAGCGCUGGCUCCACUCAGGCCAGUGCUCGGCUCACCGUGCUAUGGGCGGAUGGACUGCCUGGUGAGCCCACCCAGGUGCAGGCCGAGGCCCUCUCCCCCACCACCAUUCAGGUGUCCUGGAAGGAGCCCGACCAGAACACUCAGGACAUCAUCGGUUAUGUGCUCCACAUUCGCAAGACAUCAGACCCGCUGGAAAUGGAGUAUGAGGAGGCGGUCAGUAAGGUGACACUGCAGCAGGUCAUCCGUGACCUGGAGCCCUCCACCAGUUACACUUUCUACGUUAAGGCUUACACUUCCCACGGAGCCAGCAAACCGUCAGAGAGUGUUGCAGAGAGCACUCACGGCGAGGUUCCAGCUCCUCCUUCACUUUUCACCAAAGUGUUGAACAGCAGCGUUGUACAAGUAACGUGGGAAUCUUCCUCCAAGUUGGGCCAACAUCAAGGCUUCAGACUCUACUACAGGAGAGCGCACACACCAAUGUUCAAUGGUCCCAUCCACUUUCUUCGCAACAUCACUCAGUACAACAUCACUCAACUCGAUUCUUCUAUGGUUUAUGAGAUAAAGCUUCUGGCAUACAACCAACACGGAGAUGGGAAUGCCACCACGAGAUUCAUUUCACUUCGUGAGGCGCUGGAAAAAUCUGUGCUGGACGGCUCAUGUGACUGCGUGAAAGACGAACAGAGCAAAACCUCCACCACCGGCAUCAUAAUUGGAAUCCACAUCGGUGUGACUUGCAUCGUCUUCUGCGUGCUCUUCCUCGUGUUCAGCUACCGCGGCAGGCUAAUGAUGUGUAAGACAGUCCAGGCCACCCCCCAGGCAGGGCACAGCGCAGUCCUGGAAUCCUCUUCCUCUUCUCAGGGGGCCUCUGGGCUCAACGGGGCUGCUAGGAGAGAGAUGGAGGUCAAUGGCAGCGCUGCAGGGAAGAAAGUGGUCGACAGCAACGAGCUUGAGAGACUCUUCACUCAGCCCAGCACACAGGAUGCCUGCAUGUCAAACUCCUACAUUCUGAACAACACCCAGCUGUCGACGAUACCGUUGGAUGAGUUUGUAGAGGAGAGGGAGACGCCCUUUCAGGAGCAGUCUUCAGUCGCUGCGGCUCAGCCGGACCAAGGCUAAUCAUGUAUGAAGGCCCAUUCACAUUCGACACUUCUAGUGUCCACUUAGACUUUUCUCUCACUCAGGUCAACAAGUGUUUCUUUUCAAAGUAUUCUUUCCUUUUGUGCAAAGAAUUUUUUUAUGAGUAAGUUAAGAGGUUCUGGAGGAUCUGGGACGGUUUAUUGGAGUGUUUUAUUCAUUUUAUGGUGUUUGGCAGCACAGAAAAUAGAGACCCCUGAAUGUCCUUGUUGAAGAUGUAUUUUUUUGAUGAUAUAUGAACUGUCACUGGGAAAUUUGAAAUAGUCACAAAAUUGUAUCAGUCAAAUUGUGCACACAGGUGUAAUUUAUGCUACAAUUUUUGCAUUAAAAUAUUCUUUAAAAUAACCUUAAAAUUUCGUAAAACAGACCCGAAAGGAGUGAGUGUUGUAAGGUCUGCUGGAUAGUGCUAUAUAAAAACAAUUAGCUGGAGGACCCCAAAUAUAUAAAAUGCUUUGUUCUGCUGUAUACAAGUGAGAUUUUCUGGAUUUUGUGACUAUUUCACAUUUUUCUGAGACCAGACUUUGAGAUGCACAUGCAUACCCGCAUUCUGACCCUCUCAUCCAUUUGUUGAAGCAGUUAUAAGUUGUUGGUCUUAUCUCUGUGUAACUGUGGAUGUCAAAGACUCGCUGCCUGCUCUUAACCACCAAUGAUUCCACCUUCGUGCUCAGAAAACCUCAACCUUCUUCCAGGGAUUCAAUAUCUUCUGUCUCAGGACUUUGUUUCAGUAAUAUCAACAUUUUUUAUGAGUUUUUGGCCUUCAUGCAGGUUCUAGACUUGGCUGUGUGAACCUUACAAGUGGAUAUAAGCCUACCUCAGCCGGAAUGAAUGUGUUGCGGGAAGCUGUAAUGACUUUCCCUUCCCCUGUGCUCAUGAUCACUCGACAGAUUUGGAGGAAUCAGUUGGUUGCAUAACUACGACAUCAGGUGCUGCUCUACCUCAGAAGUCAACAAUCGUCUCUCCUCUCCUUAAUGAUGUAAAAACGGACAAAAGAGCAUCCAACGUAAAGCACUUCCAAAUGCUGAAAUUAUCGUUCUACCUCAAGAUAACAAAGUUAAUGUUGUCACUGUUGUUGUUGUAGUUUGUUUUAUUUUUUUAUUGCAUAAUGAAGACCCUUCUUUUUCUCCCUGUGUGAAGUCCCCCCACCCCCACGUGUUGCUGAAUAUGAUGUUCGUAGAGUGUCAGUACCUCAUGCAAGAUGACAGACGGAUAACAUUGUAUACAAUGAGCUGAAAAAUAUGUAUGAACUAAAUUGGGAGCUAUCUUCCUUUUUAUUUAAAGGUCACAUGUGUCAAUAGUGAUAGGUUGAGUGUAAGAAAAGGUUAAUUAGAGAUACACUGCAUUGCUGUUUAUAUCCUCAAGUAUUGAAGUGGAAAAGAUCUGAUAUUUAUUGUCAAACUAAACAGGAAGCAGUAUAUUAUCUUUAUUGUCUCUUUUUGGGACAAUGAAGGCUGUUUCUGUUCUAUUCUUCUAUUGUAUUAAUACGCUAUAGUUUUGUUUUUAAUCUAUUUAAUCCUAUCAGACAGAUAAUGGGGAUUUAAUAACUAAAAAAAAAGAAAUUAUUUUUCUAAAAUUACUGGUGAUAACACUUUAAUGACUAAUGUUUUAGCAAGUAUUCACUAGAGAUGAGAAGGUCAAUGCUACUCUUUUAUCUAUUUUUCCAUCCGUUUUUGUCCAGCUGGCAAUCUGAGAAGUUGAGUCAGUAUAACUGGGCAACAACGUUUAACAACAAAUAUGUAACUAAUUAUACUAGAUCUCUAUGUUGUUGGUUCGUAAAAGAAGGAGCAGCAUCUCAGAACACCAAGCUCAAAUAAUUUACACAAUAUUCAAACGUUUUAACUUUGUCAAACAAAGUUAUUGCGAUUUUAUGUGAAUCAACUAGACAAAAUAGUGUAUAUUUGUGGGGUGGAGGAAAAAUAAUACACUGCUUUGAAAAAUCUGAAAAGUAUGGUGUGUAUAAAUAUUCAGUGCCUGGGCUCCAGAUUUUUUCAUCAGUUUUCAAACCCUUCCUACAAAUUUUGAGUUAUAAUUAGACUUCGACUGAACUGAUCAAAAACAUUAACAUUUCUCAAUUUAGACAUUUCUAUUGUAACUCUGACUAAAUGUUGU